Molecule: messenger RNA, 1428 nt
Organism: Sciurus carolinensis (gray squirrel)
Lineage: Eukaryota; Metazoa; Chordata; Mammalia; Rodentia; Sciuridae
Product: olfactory receptor 1J4-like
Exons: 2
Coding region: 1-1428 (475 amino acids)
Biological process (GO): G protein-coupled receptor signaling pathway
Cellular component (GO): membrane
Molecular function (GO): G protein-coupled receptor activity; olfactory receptor activity
Source: RefSeq, a predicted model, not a curated record
AUGAGGAGGGAGAACCAGAGCAGUGUGUCUGAGUUCCUCCUCCUGGGGCUCCCCGUCCAGCCAGAGAAGCAAGGCAUGUACUGCGCCCUGUUCCUGGCCAUGUACCUGACCACGGUGCUGGGGAACCUGCUCAUCAUCCUGCUCAUCAGGCUGGACUCUCACCUCCACACCCCCAUGUACUUCUUCCUCAGCCACUUGGUCCUCACUGACAUCUGCUUCUCCUCAGUCACAGCUCCAAAGAUGCUCAUGGACAUGCUGAUGCAGACUCAGUCCAUCUCAUAUGCUGGGUGCAUUUCCCAGGCAUAUUUUUUCGUAUUGUUUGGGGCUCUUGACAGCUUCCUCCUCACCUCAAUGACCUAUGACAGGUAUGUGGCCCCUGCACUACACCAAAAUGAUGAGACAGAGCCUUGUUUUCUGCUAGUGGUGGUGUCCUGGGUCUUGUCCUCUGCUAUUGCCCUUGUGCACACCCUCCUCCUAGCCCGGCUGAAGAGCAGCAUGAACCAGACCAGUGUGUCCGAGUUCCUCCUCCUGGGGCUCCCCGUCCAGCCAGAGGAGCAAGGCAUGUUCUAUGCCCUGUUCCUGGCCAUGUACCUGACCACGCUGCUGGGGAACCUGCUCAUCAUCCUGCUCAUCAGGCUGAACUCUCGCCUCCACACCCCCAUGUACUUCUUCCUCAGCCACUUGGCCUUCUCUGAUGUCUGUUUAUCAUCUGUCACUGUUCCUAAGAUGCUCAGGAACAUGCAGACUCAGCACCUGUCCAUCCCCUACAAGGGAUGCAUUUCUCAGGUAUACUUUUUCUUACUUUUUGUCUGUGUUGACAAUUUUCUUCUUGCAGUGAUGGCCUAUGACAGGUAUGUGGCCAUUUGCCACCCCCUCCACUACACCAUCAUCAUGAGGAAGGAGCCGUGUGUCUUAUUGGCAGCUGGGUCCUGGUUCUUCUCUUGUGUGCGUGCCCUCUUGCAUACCCUCCUCCUUUCCCACCUGUCCUUCUGUGCUGACAACACCAUCCCCCACUACUUCUGUGAUCUCACUGAACUCCUGAAGCUGACCUGCUCAGACACCUCCCUUAAUGAGCUAGUUAUCCUCACCGAGGGGGGAGUGUUAACUGUCCUGCCUUUGAGUGCUAUUUUGGGCUCUUAUGUCUGCAUUGGAGCUACCGUCCUAAGAGUCCCCUCCACUAAGAAGAUCUGCAAAGUUCUGUCCACCUGUGGCUCUCACCUCUUCUUGGUGUUUUUGUACUAUGGGACUCUUGCAGUUAUUUAUUUCUUUCCUUCCUCCAACAAUUCCCGGGUCAAGGAUGUCAUUGCUUCGGUCAUGUAUACAGUGGUGACACCCAUGUUGAAUCCCUUCGUCUAUAGCCUGAGGAAUAGAGACAUGAGAUUGGCCCUGGGGAUGCUUUACAGAAAAGGGGUCACAUUCACCAAGUGA